AUGGCGCCCGAGCGGCGGCGGCGGCUGUGCAUCGCCAUGUGCUGCGACUUCUUCUUCCCGCGCUUGGGCGGCGUGGAGAUGCACAUGUGGUCGCUCUCGCAGUGCCUGCUGCGGCGCGGCCACAAGGUCAUCGUGCUCACGCACGCCACCCCCACGCAGCGCGCGGGCGUGCGCUACAUGACGCACGGCCUCAAGGUCUACUACCUGCCGGUGACGCCCGUGGUGGACAACGUGACGUACCCGACGUUCGUGGGCCACUUGGCGCUGUUCCGGGCCAUCUGCGUCCGCGAGCAGGUGCAGAUCGUGCACGGCCACCAGGCCACGUCCACCUUCAUGCACGAGUGCCUGCUGCAGGCCAAGGCGCUGGGCCUGGGCGUCAAGACCGUGUACACGGACCACUCGCUCUUCGGCUUCGCGGACGCGGCCAGCGUGCACCUCAACAAGGUCAUGAAGUUCUCCAUGUCCACGGUGGACGCGGCCAUCGGCGUCUCACACACCUGUCGAGAGAACCUCGUGCUGCGCGCGUCGCUGCGGCCCGACAGGGUGGCCACCAUCCCCAACGCCGUGGACGCCACCAAGUUCGCGCCCCCGUCGCCGGCCACGCGGCUCGGGCCGGACGACCCCAUCACGGUCGUCAUCAUCUCGAGGCUGGUCUACCGCAAGGGCAUCGACCUGGUGGCCCGGGCCAUCCCCAUCGUGUGCGCGCGGGACUCGAGAGUGCGCUUCCUGAUCGGCGGCGACGGGGCCAAGCGACUGCUGCUCGAGGAGAUGCGGGAGAAGUACCGACUGCACGACCGCGUGACGCUCUACGGCGCCGUGCCCCACUCCCAAGUGCGCGACGUGCUGUGCCAAGGCCACAUCUUCCUCAACAGCUCGCUGACCGAGAGCUUCUGUAUCGCGAUCCUGGAGGCCGCAGCGUGCGGGCUCUUUGUGGUGAGUACGCGCGUGGGCGGAGUGCCAGAAGUGCUGCCCCCUGACAUGGUGCAGUUCGCUGCGGACAUCACGCCCGAGGCGCUCGCGGAGGCGGUGCUGGCCGCGGUGCCUCGACUGGCCGGCGUGGAUCGACAGGAGUUCCACGACCGAGUGGGGAAAAUGUACAACUGGGAUGCGGUGGCUGUGCGCACGGAGAAAGUGUACGAGAAGGUGUGCGCUCUGCCCGACAGCUCGCUGCUCCACCGUCUGCAGCUGUAUCAUGGAAUCGGCCCAGUGGCCGGGAUGUUGGCUUGCGUCAUUGCUGCGGUCUUGCAUUUGUACGUCGUGUUUCUCGAGUGGUGGCAACCUGCGGCUGACAUCGAGCGGGCGCUUGAGUGGACACCGAUCUCUCUCCAAAGUGAUGAUGGCGAUGAAACAACUGGGCAACUGGGCGUAGACGAAUGA
Messenger RNA from Phytophthora sojae, 1377 nucleotides. RefSeq lists its product as hypothetical. Gene Ontology annotation, molecular function: phosphatidylinositol N-acetylglucosaminyltransferase activity. Lineage: Eukaryota; Oomycota; Peronosporomycetes; Peronosporales; Peronosporaceae. Gene Ontology annotation, cellular component: glycosylphosphatidylinositol-N-acetylglucosaminyltransferase (GPI-GnT) complex. The coding region runs from base 1 to 1377 and encodes 458 amino acids. The record is from RefSeq and is a predicted model, not a curated record. The transcript has 2 exons. Gene Ontology annotation, biological process: GPI anchor biosynthetic process.